Messenger RNA from Lachancea lanzarotensis, 1386 nucleotides. It is a transcript of the gene TGL1, whose product is annotated as LALA0S08e05974g1_1. The record is from RefSeq and is a predicted model, not a curated record. Bases 1 to 1386 code for a protein of 461 amino acids. The transcript has a single exon. Lineage: Eukaryota; Fungi; Ascomycota; Saccharomycetes; Saccharomycetales; Saccharomycetaceae.
AUGUCUGCGUUCAUUCCGUUUCUUGGACGCAUCUCUUUCACCGACUACGUCAUCCUGUUCUUGGUAAUGGUUGAAAAACUACUGACGGUGGUGCUGAACUGCAUUCCGAAGAUUUGGAUGGACACAGUAACGGCAGUGAUUAAUACCUUUACUAGAGGUGCAUUGGGACCCGUAGAUGAGCUUUCGCAACAAUUACGUGAUGCUAAAAAUAUUCAUGAAAUGGGCCAAAUCUUCGGAGUUGAUAUCGAAGACCACAUUGUACGCACCGAAGAUGACUACCUACUGACGUUACACCGCCUGGCUCCGUCGCCAGAAAACAACAACGGACAAGUGGUCUACUUGCAUCAUGGACUUUUGAUGUGUUCGGACAUCUGGAUGUGCCACACACAACGGGAGUGCAACUUGCCAUUAGUACUGCAUUCUCUGGGCUUCGAUGUCUGGAUGGGUAACAACCGGGGAAAUAAAUAUUCGACGCAGCAUUUGUCCAAGGGUCCCAAAACUCAGGAUUUUUGGAGUUUUUCAAUCGAUGAGUUCGCAUUUUUCGACAUCCCAAAUUCCAUCGAGUUUGUACUGGAUCACACGCGGCAGGAGGAGUUGAUAUGCGUGGGGUUUUCCCAGGGCUCUUCGCAGACAUUUGCCGCUCUGAGUGUGCGUGAAGACCUGAACGAAAAAGUAAGUCUCUUCGUUGCCAUUGCGCCCGCAAUGACGCCACAAGGGUUGCACAAUCGAAUUGUCGACACACUACUAAAGUCCAGUCCACGCGUGAUGAAUUUAUUUUUUGGAAACCGCAUAUUAUUGCCGAGUGCAACCGUCUGGCAAAAAACACUACCACCGUCGCUGUUCAACAUCAUUAUCGACCUUGCCAAUCGGUUUCUCUUUGACUGGAAGUCGUACAACAUUUCGUCCGAGCAGAAACACGCCUCUUAUGCCAAGCUGUACUCGACCACCAGCGUUAAAAGUGUUGUUCACUGGUUUCAGAUUCUUCACGCACAACGGUUUCAAAUGUUCGAGGAGCACGACGUGGUUAUGAACUCGUGGAACCCUACCCGUUCCUACCAAAUCACAACUUUCCCCACGCGCACCAAUAUCCGCAUCCCAGUUUUGUUGUUGUACGGAGGUUCCGAUUCGCUGGUCGACAUCGAAGUUAUGAAGGCGAAUUUGCCCGUUUCUCAAGUAUUUGACGUAAUGAUUCCUGCUCACGAGCACUUGGAUCUUCUAUGGGGUCGCGACGUCGGAAACCUGGUGAUUCCAAAUUUGCUGCGUUUCGUCUGGUUCUUCAAGGAUGUCAAGGCACUAGAAGAGGGCACUGCAUUUGACUCUACUAAUGAACUUGCUAGUCCUUUCACCAGAAAGUACAGUGAUAGCGUUGUUACCAAAGCGCCAUAG